CAGCUGAUUGGUUAUCCUUUCUUCUUCUGAUUCAUACAACACGAAGACCAACACUUGUGAAAAAUGAAUCCUACAUCCGUGGAUACGAUUGAUGCAGAUGCACGAAGUUUCCGUGUUAGAACACUUCGAAUAUUAGGUGGUACACAGAUAGCACUUGGAAUUGUAUGUGCUAUCUUGAGUUUAGUAGGCGUGGCUUUUGAUGGAGUAAGGAUGAACAAAAACUGUCCACAUCACAGCAACUCGUAUUACUAUUACAUGUACAAUUACGGCACCGAUUCUUAUUAUUACUAUACUGACUGUACUUACUACUGGUAUGCUUCCACGUUAUUCGGGUUCAAUAUCACAUGUUUGAUUUUUUCAGGAUGGUGCCUGCUUACUGGAAUAUUUCCUUUCUGCAUGAACAAGAAAAGACGAAAUAGUUGGCGAUGUUUAAAAAUUACGUUCAUGGUGUGCUGUAUCAUAGGAGCAGCGGUAUUUAUGCCAACGAUCUUCAGUCUUGGAGUAAUAGGAGCACUGAUGCGUGCUAAAAAUGAGAGUGGUGGACUUGCAGCUUUACCAUCAUUCUUGGCCGUGGUUGCCGUUUUAGAGAUGGUUGUCGCUAUUAUUGCCUCUGCUUAUUGUUGUUGUUGUACGUCAUGGGGUUCGUCUAAUCAAUUGAGAUACGUUUAUGUAGCCAAUGGUCAAAAUGGGAUGAUACUUAAUAUGCCACUAUCACAGCUGAAUACCGGUCAACUCCAAAGAUUUGCUGUACCAACGCAAUUGACGCAUGUGCCGUCUGGUAUUACUCCACAAUCUCAAAACUUACAGAAUAUGCAGACAUUCCAUGCACAGUUAGGACAUGCAUCGGCCUUAGAAGCAACACCACCUGUGUAUCCUUCGUCUGCAUCUAUGACAACAACUCAACAAGAGAAUCAGGCUCUUGGAAACUGUACAUCGCCUCCGCCAUACAAAGAAUGA
Mytilus californianus (California mussel) is the source of this 957-nucleotide messenger RNA. RefSeq lists its product as uncharacterized. NCBI's taxonomy places the organism in Eukaryota, Metazoa, Mollusca, Bivalvia, Mytilida, Mytilidae. The coding region runs from base 64 to 957 and encodes 297 amino acids. The record is from RefSeq and is a predicted model, not a curated record. The transcript is spliced from 5 exons.